Molecule: messenger RNA, 1243 nt
Organism: Cyprinodon variegatus (sheepshead minnow)
Lineage: Eukaryota; Metazoa; Chordata; Actinopteri; Cyprinodontiformes; Cyprinodontidae
Gene: fgf10a
Product: fibroblast growth factor 10-like
Exons: 3
Coding region: 395-1102 (235 amino acids)
Biological process (GO): wound healing; cell differentiation; positive regulation of gene expression
Cellular component (GO): cytoplasm
Molecular function (GO): growth factor activity; type 2 fibroblast growth factor receptor binding; chemoattractant activity
Source: RefSeq, a predicted model, not a curated record
GAGAAGAAAGAACAAAGGGGAAAAAAAGCAAAAACUCUGCAGCAAAGUGUUUUUAGAUACGGAUAUUAACAUUUUGAGAGAAACAGUCAGCAAAGGGAAACAGCAACUGAUUCAGCUGCAGCAUCACCAGCAGUUACUUCAUCUUUCAAGCAGCAGGACCUGUAUAACUGUUGCUAAAAGCCCUGCUUUGACCCACUGCCAUCAGACUGUUCUCACAACAGUUGUUCCACAGGUUUCAACACCUACGGUCCCAGUGAGAUUGUGGGUUCCCAGACAGAGGAGUUCUAGUUGGUGGGUCAGGGGGGGGUUCUCCCACUCUCUUUCCCUCUCCCUGCACCCAGCUCAGCAUGCCCCAGCCCCUGAACACAUCCACAGCUCUCCCAGCUCCACUACCAUGUGUAGAUGGACAGUGACACAAGGUGCACAGGUCGCCUGGUUCUCCUCCUUUCCCUGCAGCAGACCUCCAUCACGCUUCCUGCCUGUGAACUUUCUUCUUCUGCUCCUCUUGCUUGGACCCGCUGCUUCAUCAACAGAUUCUGAAAAGAGCCAUGCACCAGAGGGGACUCUUAAGCCACCUUGCUGGGCGCUCCUGCGCGCAUCCUCUGCAAGGUUGCCACGGGCGACUAACUUGUCGCUGUCAUCUGCAACAGUUGUCGGGCGACAUGUGCGAAGCAGCUACAAGCAUCUACAAGGUGAUGUGCGCAGGAGAAAGCUGUUCUCCUAUCAGAAAUUCUUCCUUCGCAUCGGCAAGGAUGGACACGUCAAUGGCACCAAAAGAGAGGAUGAUCCAUACAGUAUUUUGGAGAUCAAAUCAGUGGACGUUGGAGUGGUGGCCAUCAGGGGCCUCAGCAGCAACCACUACCUGGCAAUCGGAAAGAAUGGAACUCUGUAUGGAGCUAGGGAGUUUGGUCCUGAUUGUCGUCUAGUUGAGCGCAUCGAGGAAAACAAGUACAACACCUACGCUUCUGCUGAGUGGAGGACCAAAAAAAACAAGAACAUGUUUGUAGGACUGAAUGCCAAAGGAAAACCAAUGAAGGGAAAGAAAACACGGAGGAAAAACACAUCAACUCACUUCUUGCCCAUGGUGGUGCCACCACGAUGAUGGGAUGUAUCAGAAAACUGCAGGACGUUUAUGAUGGCGACAUCGGACAGAUCUGAUCAUGGUCUGUAAAAUGCACUGAGGGAAGCAAAAUUAAACUUAUAGAGAGUGGACUUCUUGUUUGGACAAGGACGAUUCUAUUUU